GAUAUGGUUGGGAUAUUGCAUCAGCGUUACCCGACACACAAGAUGAUUGGAUGAAAGGAAAGGAUUUAUUAAUUGAAAAAGCUAAAACACUUGUAGAAAUAAAAAAAGUAAAACAACAAAAAAUAUAUGAGUCAGCGAAAACGAAUAAUGUGGCGUAUGGAGAGAAUAAAUAUUAUGAUUCCAAUAAGUUUUUUCAUUCCAACUACAGAAACAAAAACAAAAUCUCGAACUCCAGUAAGUGUUAUAUCUGUGAGGAAUAUGGGCAUUAUGCGAAUGAAUACCCAUCAGAUUCAAACAAAGACAAUUACAAGCAAAGAGCAUAUUAUUCAACAGCAUAUAACAUAUUGGAAAACGAAAAUACAGGCAUCAAAAUUAGUAAUAGAUUGGUUGGAGCAUGGCAUAUCUUUAUUUUCCAGGGGAUUAAUAACGCUAAUGAAUUAAGCAAAUCCACUUCAUUAUCCAUUAACCGAGGAACAAAAUACCUGGUUAGAAAUGGAAAUAGAAAGGCUAAGCAAAACACAGGCAAUUACAUUAGUAUCCAGUUUCCACAAGCAUCCAAAAAUAUUGCUGGAAAUCAGUCCAAUAUUCUUAAUUCCAAAAAAAAGAUGCAAAAAAUGGAGAUUAGUAAUCGACUUGAGAUGACUAAAUGCUACACUACCAGAAAAGACAUUCAAAUUCGAGGGAUUUGA
Messenger RNA from Acaulospora morrowiae, 689 nucleotides. NCBI's taxonomy places the organism in Eukaryota, Fungi, Glomeromycota, Glomeromycetes, Diversisporales, Acaulosporaceae. The record is from the annotation of a GenBank genome assembly.